AUGAUUUUGCACUGUGCAGUGAACCUACACCCCAAGGAGUCACACUCUUCGUGGAGUCUCUCCGAAGAGCGAGGAAGUGUGAACUAUGAAGGACCUUUGAUUUCUUCUGGCAACAAAGAGCACGAACUGGAGUGCAGCCGCAUACACCAAAUCGACGCAAGACGCGAAGACGCUGGGAUGCUCCUCGAGAGAGGACUUGUACGAGUGUCAGAGACCAAGUGGCUGGUGUGCGAGUUGCGGCUUGGGAAAUCGCGAGCUCCAUCUGCCUCGACCUCAACCGUCCCCCCGUUGCCAACGACUCAAGCACCCAAGAUCCCGCCCGAUACAAUAGCUAGAUACUCGCCGUCGCUUAGCCCCCGGCCGACCGCUAGUAUGACGAAGAAGCGCAAGAGAUAUCCGGACCUGAACCAGAAACUCGAGCGGCCAUGGUGCUACUACUGCGAGCGCGACUUUGACGACCUCAAGAUUCUCAUUUCCCACCAAAAAGCCAAACAUUUCAAAUGUGAUCGCUGUGGAAGGCGCCUCAACACGGCGGGAGGUCUGUCGGUGCACAUGACACAAGUCCACAAGGAGAACCUCACCCAUGUCGAGAAUGCCAAUCCAGGGCGACAAGGUCUCGAGAUCGAGAUCUUUGGCAUGGAAGGUGUACCCGCCGAGAUUAUCGACCAGCACAACCAACAAGUAACCCAAGCACAUUUCGCAGAAGAGCAGGAGCGCGCGCGGUUAACGGGUAAUCCUGUGCGCGGACUGUACAGCAAUGGGCAGGCGCCACCGACCAAGAACCCCAAGGUUGUCGAAACGUUGGAUGAGAUUGAGGAGAGGGCAAACAAGUUCAGGCAAGACAGGAAGAACGGUGUACCUCUACCGGUACCAGCUGAGGCGGUGCCGGUUCCUAUACAAGAAGAGGUCCUCCCUCCCUUUGCAGGCCCACCCAUGGCCGUUCCCGCGGGCUUCCCCGGACAGCCCCCUCUAUAUCCUCCCCAGGGCAUUCCGCCACCCUUCCCGCCUGCCAAUGGCGCAAUACCGGCUCGACCAGGCAGUAUACCAGGCCAGCUGGGUGCACUACCGCCUCGUCCUGGUUUCGGUGCGCCUCCGCCCGGUGUCUACCCGCCCAACGCCACGGAUCCCAAUGCGAUUUCCGCCUCGCUCGACGAUCUCAUUGGCGAGGUGACCAAGGAAGGGGCAGCAGAGAAGAAGGAAGAGAAGAAGAACAAAAAAGACAAGAACAUGAAACUCAUCUUCUUCGACGAGCACACGAGCCCAGAGGAGAAGAUGGCAGCGUUACCGCGGUUCGCAGAAUUCAUGCAGACACACAGACGAGAGAAGAAGCGCUUGAAUCUACCUAUGCUCGUCUUCACCCUGUGGACUCGCAUUAGCCGCGAAGACAAGGGUGCGCAAACACCAGGCCGCCGUUGA
Plenodomus lingam JN3 is the source of this 1416-nucleotide messenger RNA. The record is from RefSeq and is a predicted model, not a curated record. Lineage: Eukaryota; Fungi; Ascomycota; Dothideomycetes; Pleosporales; Leptosphaeriaceae.